This is a messenger RNA of Nicotiana attenuata, 1147 nucleotides long. RefSeq names its product protein ENHANCED DISEASE RESISTANCE 2-like. The transcript has 8 exons. The record is from RefSeq and is a predicted model, not a curated record. Lineage: Eukaryota; Viridiplantae; Streptophyta; Magnoliopsida; Solanales; Solanaceae. The coding region runs from base 16 to 891 and encodes 291 amino acids.
CAUUUCUUUUAUCAUAUGUUUAUUCCUAUUUCCUCAUGUGUAUGCUGGUUUUUGAGUUUACAGGAUGCACGUCAUCCCAAAUUGUCAGGUGCUGCAGUUUUUGUGAAAAAGCUGCAUGAUCUUGCAGUUCAGAAGAGGGGCUAUGUAGAUCUGCAUGAGAUGGCAAAGGAAGAUACAUCAUCUUGUCACUAUGGAUCCACUCUUCCAAAAGAUUCAACUUGUAGUUUGCCUUGCAGUUGGACUGAAACAGAUCCUUCUACUUUUCUUAUUCGUGGGUUGACCUACCUAGAUGAUCGUAAGAAGAUUAAGGCAAAAGGCACCUUGAUGCAAAUGGUGGGUGCAGAUUGGUUGAAGUCUGACAAACGGGAAGAUGAUCUAGGUGGUCGGCCUGGGGGCAUUGUUCAGAAAUAUGCAGCAAAGGGUGGUCCGGAAUUCUUCUUCAUUGUGCACAUACAGGUCCCAGGUACAACAACAUAUAGUCUUGCUCUCUACUAUAUGAUGGAUACCCCUUUAGAAGAUUCACCUUUGCUGGAGAGUUUUGUCAAAGGAGAUGAUGCUUAUAGAAACUCGAGGUUCAAGCUGAUACCAUACAUAUCCAAGGGACCAUGGAUAGUCAAGCAGAGUGUUGGGAAGAAAGCUUGUCUUAUAGGUCAAGCACUGGAAAUUAAUUAUUUUCGUGGAAAGAACUACAUAGAGCUUGGUAUAGAUAUUGGCUCAUCUACUGUGGCAAGAGGUGUUGUCAGCCUUGUUGUUGGUUACCUGAGCAAUUUAGUUAUUGAGAUGGCCUUUCUUGUCCAGGCCAACACGCCGGAAGAGCUCCCUGAAUAUCUUCUAGGGACCUGCCGUCUUAACCAUCUGGAUGUUACUAAAGCUGUUCAAGUGAAACCAUGAUUUCUAAUACAUUCAGUUUCUAGGUAAUUAGUCCAGAAGCUUACAGGAAGCUAGGGUUAUUCAUUUGCACAGGAAAUAUGAAUGACACCUUAUAUAAAAAUACAGAACUGGUGUAAAGUGACUAGUGAAAGUCCAAUUCUUUGAUUCAAUCAAAAGCCACACCAGCAGUGUGCUGCAUUAAUGUUUGUUGUAUAGUCAACAAAAUUGUGCUGUUUUCUAGUUUUUGGUAAACCCCAUUGUGGGAACAUUGCUUUUC